UGUUGUUUAGAAACGUACGUUCGACUGACUGGCCAUAACUCGACCUUUGCUGGUCGCGUCGAAGUGUUUUCACGUGGAGUCUGGGGACGUGUCAUAAAUCAUCCUUAUUAUUGGCGUAAAAAGGAGGCUGACAUUGUGUGCAGGCAGCUCGGUUUCCCAGAAGCCAUCACCGCUGUGGGGUACUCAGCUUUUAGAGAGGGUUCAGGACCGGUUUUGAUGUCACGUGUACGGUGUCUAGGUACAGAGAAAACUUUACAACAAUGUUCAUACCAAGACUGGGUCAACAGCUAUCUUAGGCCAGGUUAUGAAGUGGGAGUGAUUUGCAAGACUUUUAAUUUAGAACCUGAUAACAAUGGUAAGCAAUUUUUAUAAAGACGGGGCUUAUUUAAGUUAUCUGGUCAUUGACCAUCGAUGGUCUACAUUACUUUCCUUUAAAAUUCAAAUUUUCUGCGCCCUGCGAAUUUCUGAAAGCUCAAAGGCUGAUUGCUAUAAAUGACAACAACAAAAACCUUGUUCAGUUUUCAAAUCCACCCUAACCCAUCCCCCGAAGUGACUGCCGGAAUAAAUUUCCUGGCGAGUCAAUCUUAUCGUGGUCGUAGAAGAGUGUUCUGAAAAAAGCAGUCCCGGCCUUGACGUGAGGUCCCUAGUGGCAAAAUGGAAAACAGUCACUCUAUUUUGUUCUAAAACGUAAAGGAGGGAUUGUGGUAAAAAGCCCUGUUUUCCGUUUAUUUCUGCCCUUUUGCAUCCAAAUCUACAAUCGGCGACAAAAUUGUUGAGACAUUGUACUCAAAUAGGGUAACUUCAGAGAACAAAAGAAUCCACACCCCUCCCCUCUCCCCAUGGCAUUGUUCAAAAUUGGGGUUUUUUGUUGUUUUCUAUUAUAAGUAGCUCGAUCAGCGACACAAUAUUGCAUGGAGGGGAUGGGGGAAAGGAAAAGCUUUAUUUUCCCCUUUUGAAGUUUUUUUUUUUACCGGUUUUUAUUGAAUUAAAGACAAGUUUUACAAUGUUAUUUAAUAAUCAUUAAUUAAAUAAAUUAUACAAUUCCACUUAAAUCAACACUAACCUAAGAGAAAAAAGAAAAAGGAUAACAUUAAAAGCGAAAAAAGGACAAAAAAUUACAACAACAGCAACAAUAACUAUACCAAACAGCUAAGGAAGAAAUUGGCAUUUUUACGAACCACUGUCUAUUAACUACUAUUAAGUGCAUUAGUUAGCUUCUACCACUUUUGACAAUGGAAAAGAAGUUUAUUUUUCUCCCUGGCGAUAUGGAGCUCAAAAUUGAUGACACGUCUUGCCCUAGCAAUAAAACCUCUAAUUGAAGCUACGCUACUUUGACAUUUCCCAUAGUAGAUGUAAUAUUUACCAAUUCACAUGCUUAGAAUAUAGUCUUCUACAAUAUCAAAUUUUCCAAAUAUCACAUCCGAUUCAUUAAUUGUCCCAACAUGAAGAUCAUUAUCUCUUAGGCAGGACAAGACAUGUUUCCAAAAGUCAGAAGAUAUCUUGCAGGAGAAGAGUAAAUGCUCGACGGAUUCGGCUUCUUCUUGACAGAAAGUGCAGUUUGGCGAUUCUACUACACCAAUUAAAUUAAGUUUCUCGUUUGUAAAGAUUAUACAAUUUAAAAUUCUGUAUGGAAAUUCCCACCUCUAGGGUGCUAUACGUUUCCUGAACGAAACAUAUAUCGGCAGGAGAUUUAAGCAGCCAAUUAAAAAUAGACUUUCUUCUACCAAAAGAGCGAAUUCCGCGAACCCUUAAUGACAAAAGUUUAUGUUUUGUCGCCCCAUGUCCAAAGAGAUAAGCUGUAAACUUCAAAUGAGAAGCCAACGCUAAAUACCAGAUAGACGUCCACCACCAAAACAAGGUGCCACUAAGCUCAUUUAACCCUCAUCUACCAUAAUUUCUUUUCUUCUCAUAUCAACAUCAUUUCACCCGAAAAAAACAAACAAACAAAACGCCCCCUUCACGCCAUGAGCCGGUCGGUCUUCAUCUCUUUUCCUUUUUCGUUAACGAUUAGAAAAAAAAAUAAAUAAAAAAAGGAAACUUUUCCUCUAGAGCACUCUGUUUAAUAUUAAACCAGUUAGAGACUUCUAAGCUCUAACCCUUAAGCAAAGUUUGUUCGUUCAUUACCGGUGUGAUAUGGGUAAAGACAACACACCAAAAAAAACUUUAAUCCCAUUUUCGUAGAUAAUCUGAUUCGCCUUCGAGGAUCCACCUUACCUUACGCUGGUCGAGUUGAAGUGUUUUAUACAGGAGUCUGGGGAGCAAUUAGUAGCAGAAACUGGGAUAUAAAUGACGCCACCGUAGUUUGUCGUCAGCUUGGCUACUCAGCUGGAGCGGAAGUGGCUUUAACGAACGGUGUUUAUGGUCUGGUCAGCGGUCCUGUUUGGAUUACCAAUCUCCAGUGUACUGGAAGCGAGUCAAAUGUUAUGGAAUGUGUUCAUGAUGGGCUUGGAAAUAAAACUGAAUGGCAGCAUAGAGCCUACACCGUCGCCAGUGUCAUUUGUAAGGACUCGUCAUUCAACAACGGUAACAAAAGUUUCCCUUGUAUAGUCACACACAGGUCUGCCUACGUCUCACUUUCUAAUCGUUACACUGCAUUAUAUAAUCACAAGUUUUUGAAUAAUUUUAUAAAUUCAAAAGGAGUUAAUUAGCGUUUCAUGAAUGCCACUAAAUCUGAAUCAGAUCCAACGAGCAAGCAUUAGCCUCAGCAUUUUGCUUCAUUUUUUCAGUUUGCUCAAUAGGCCACUUCUGAGUUCCAAGAACCUUCACUUUCAAAGUGAGGCCACGUGCACAACCUUCCUUGUGAAAAUGAGUUUUAUUUGCAUGAGAAUGAAAAAUUAUUUCCAUAUUGAAAGGCUAAGCACUUAACCUCGUUUUGAUAGAGAGGCCCGGGGAAACUCGGAAAAGACUCGCCUAUUUUAAUCCAUUGCAACUGCCGGUUAUUGUACCCCUGGCGUGAACAGCCCAUGUAAACUGUCCAUGUGUCAUUAUAUGGCUCUAAUUCAAGCCUCUUCUAUCCACAAAAUAUUUCAGUAAUGCCGAUUAGGCUACGAGGGUCACACUCAUCAAAUAUGGGACGAAUAGAGGUUAAUUACGCUGGAACGUGGGGUUCAGUUUAUGCAUCAGGAUGGGACAUUAAACACGCCACAGUAGCGUGCAGACAGCUGGGAUAUCAUUCAGCCUUCCUUACAGGAUCCACAAUUUUUUGUUCCUCUGAUAUCCCAAUGUGGUUCACUUACUUCAAAUGUUUUGGUGAUGAAACAUCCUUGGAACAAUGUGCUCGGGAUUUCUACCAAUAUUCGUCGUCUACAUAUUGUGCAAAUGUUGUAUGUACUAACAAAAUGACUGAAGAAGGUGAGAACUGUAAAUAUUAUUAAGUUAAUCGUUGCUCCUGUUUCUAUAACGGGGAACGGGAAACAAGCACGGGGAUCGGAAAAUGAAAAAUGUGACCAAAAGCAAACUUGAACCUUAGCCCUAUUAUCCAUUUUCUGUUUUUCCCAGUUUUCAUUUUGCCGUUCCCUGUUCCUCUUUUUACUGAGUAACAUACUAUUUUUUCGCUAUUUCAAGAACAAUAUAAUCACAAAAUUUAAUGCUGUGAAAAUUAUAUGAUGUUUUAAAACAGUUGGAACGGCAAGGUUGUUGUGACUUGCAGCCAGUUGAUGGCUAUAACUUAAAAACGAAAAAGAAAACUUAAACGCUAGAUUUUUAGUAUUUUCUUCUCCCACCAGGUGUGUAUAUUUUACUGCAGUUUAAUUAUAUUGAAGCGCGCGCAGCGGAGCCCUUUACGAACAAACAAACAUAAAGGAAAACAAGCUUUUCGGAAACAUUUCAGGCAUUCUACUUGCUCUCUUGAAUAAAAAGGUUUGUAGUUGUACAUCUUUCAUUGUAGUUUUAUUCACGUUUUGAUUGUCAGUCAUAAUUUUGCAAGGUUUUAUGCAGUUUUUCUUCCUUUUGUGGACUGCCGAGUCAGAAUGACGCGUGAAUGAAGUGGUUUAAGGAUGGAGUGUGAUUUGUGCCUGUGUUUACCCAUUAACUAACAUAUUUUUCCAUCAGCCUCGCCGAAAAGAAAGUACAUAUGCCGAUUAUUCUACCGACAGACUCGUGACUUUUCUGUAGUUUACGUCUAGUGCGCAUUUAGCCGCAUGAAAUACACAACACGCUAAGGGCGGUUUGUGUAGAGUGAAAAUUGUGAUUAUUCAUAGCGGGAAAUGUUAAAUAAGUUAUCAACCUUCCUUUUCGGCAGAAAAAACAAAAACCAAAAAGUAAAGUAUAACUUAUACAGUUACUGUUACUGAGUAUCAGAUAUUGUGAUAAAGUGUAGUUUGUCGGUCGAAUAUUGCAAAGAAAACGUAUUCUCGGCCUAACACAAAAAUCGGCCUAAUUUAUAAUUACCAUUUGGGUAGAAUACCUUUGAGACGGAAAGACCAAUAAACAUAAACACUGUGACCUGAAUGCAGCCGAAUGACAGCAAGACUUUAUUAAACGGCAUUAAAUUUUGUAGGCUAUUGGCUCUCAAAGGGGUGUGGUGGCGGAGUCAGUGAUGCACACGUACGGGGAAGAAUUCCUUUCCAACAUAGUUACUGUGAUCGAAUUUCACUAUAAUGUUCAUUGUCUUUUUGUUUUAAAAUCAGAUAAGUAUAAACUUCUGGAUUUGCAUAGAUUGAAGCUUAUUCAUUUCAAUUUUUUGGUUUUAAGUAACUUUAAAAAAGUUUUUAACUGGACGCUUCACUUUUAGCCUUGGAUAAAUCUAUAUAAUAUACAUAUAAAUCUAUAUAAUCUAUUCAAACACGGAUUUCCGGAAACAUUUUUAGGCGAUUUUUCGUGAUAUUUAUAUCUAUAGACUUAGGCUGAGUGGAGAUUUCUCCUUAAAAUGCCACGAAAUCUAUUUUUCACCUCUAGCACCCGAGGUGAGACUCAGGGGUUCUCCAGUUCCUCACGCUGGCAGAGUAGAACUUCGUAUCAAAGGUAUCUGGGGAACGAUUUUCCAAGUAAACAGUUGGUAUUACACUCUCGGUCCAGGAGCAACUCGCGUAAUAUGUAGACAGCUUGGAUUUUCGGACGCUGUGAUAUCUGCUGGUAAUUCCGUGUAUAGACCUGGAGUGGGCCCCGUGUGGUUGCGCAGUAACCAUCUGCGUGGAUGUUUGGGACACGAGAAGAACAUAUUGAAUUGCUCAAACAGCUCACCUCGUGUUACAAGUUAUUAUGGUCAUAGCGGUGAUGCAAGUGUUGUAUGCAAGCCAAACACGUCACAUACCAGUGGUAAGUAGGAAAAGCUUAUGCAUCAGUCAAUUCUAAAUGCGACCCCCACCCAACCAACACAGCACUCCCCAACCCCCCAACAGAUAGAAUACUUAUUUAGCCAUACGUUGCACUUUUUUUUCUUCCCAAAAGCCGUGAAUUACAAUAAAAUAAUAACAAUUUAACGCCUGUGAUAAAAUUUACACAUAUACAUCAAUAUUUAUCAAUAUAUUAUAAUAUCUUGACCAAUAUAUUAUAAUAUAUUGACUACCCUACCCUAGGAAUAAACGUUAUAAGAGCCCGGUUCAACUGAGUAGCAGUGAAGAAACUAAACUUCGAUAGAGAGAUUGAGGGAAACUAGUCUGUCCUUAAUUGCUCCGAAGGAUCUUUCGCAUUUUAAUUCGUCUGAUAAUGCAUUCCAGAAUUUUGCCCCGGUGUAAGCAAAGCUUUCCGGUAACAAUCUGUUUUAACUGCCGGCAAGGCUAGAUUGCAUUCCACCUUGAGGUCCUUAGAUUAUAUGCCGAGCGCCCGCUGAUACUCGAAAGCAUUUCCUGUAAUUACGCUGGGGCCAUAUUCUCCUAUCACGUUUAUUUACUGUUGGUGUUCGAAUUUCGUGGGAAAAGUUGUGUUGGAAAGGGAGCAUGGCCGCCAAGAUGCCAGCUAGUGUCUCCUACCUUGUGUAUUACGUUGUAUGGAGGGUGAAUUUGAGCAAAUUAUGAUGAAAAUUCGUUGGAGUAUUAAGGAAAACAGCAACUAUAUAACUGCAGAGUUGCAAGUUUUAUUGACCUUUAUUUUGUAUUUCCUACAAAUUUUAGGAGUGUAUUUUUACCCAAUACAAACACUACUAUUUAUUGAACCGUACUGUGGUACUAUCACAGAGCCUGUGGGUUACUUGUAGUCAAAUUUGAAACUGUAACAAAAAGGCCUAAUCUUUUUUAAGACUUCUAUACCAGAUGAUACUUUUUUUUUUACACUAGUGAUAAACUCUUCAAAAACAUUUGCUGCUGGCUACUUUAUCAUAGCGAUUCCGAAAUUCUGUUUAUAGAGAUAUCGAGCCCUUUCUCUUGUUUUAGAGUCACUAUUCUUUGCCUUAAACCAAAUAGCAUUAAUAUUCCGUUUUUAAAGUGAGCCUGUUUGCUAUCAGCUAAUUUUGCUAUCAGCCACAUUCAUAUGGUACUGUAGUUCAGGGAAGCUGCAAGCGGUGAAAGUCAAAUUAUUAGCAUCAUCUGCAUACAUUCAUGUGGUAACAUAAUCAUUUUAGUAUUCAUUCAAAAUAUUUCCCCGAUUCUGAUUGGCUAAAAGCACACGCAUAAUUGACUAUAACCAGCUGCUAAACUGUCAUAUUGAACCGUUGACCAAGGAAACCCGGGCACGAGGUUGAGUUGUUUUAGUUGUUUGAACAAAAUGGCGGAACUGUAGGGCGGACAUUGUACUCGUUUCACGGCGAAAUAUUGUCUAAAAACAUAGGAAGAACAGUGAGAAGUCAACUCGACGGACAACAUCUGCUAUUUAGAGUAUUUUUGCAGACCUGAGCAGAUCUUUAUCUGCUAAAUUUCCCGAAAAAGAUGCAGUAUCGAUGUGAACUUAACAUCGGCCAAGGUAAGCAUUUUUAGCUUGUUUUUAAAGUUGGAAUUAUUUUGAAUGAAUAAUAAAGCAAUUAUUCGGCGUAUCGCAGGAUAUGAAGAAUUCUGCAGAUCUCGGAGGGUGUUAUCCACCUCCGCCUUCGGCCUCGGUGGAUAACAACCUCAUUCAAUACUCAGCCUUAUUCAAUAAUUGCUAAAUAUUACAAAUAUUAGAAACAAGAGUGGCCCAAUUAUACAACCCUGGGGAACACCACAUUUUAGAAUGGAUUUCUCGGAGAUUACGCUUAUCAGUCCCCUGUUUAUAUUAAAAUACGCCUGAUUGGUAAGAUCAAGAAGGGCAGUUACUGUUCACUGAGGGAAUCUGAAGACAUAUUGACGAGGAUCUAACGUUAUUUAUAAUUAAAUAGUGGUAGACUUGCUCAUAGACUAGACCCUGGAUACGGUUAAUAAGACUGAUAUUGGUCUAUGAUUACUGAUUUGGAUUAUUACGUUCACCUACUUUGAACAAAGGGAAAACUUUGCCAACUUCCAGUCAUCAGGAAAUUCUAAACCUCUUAGUGUAAAUAACCGAAGCAGCAAACUUGAGGAUUUUUUUUGCAUAUUUGAUCCAAACCAGUUCCUUUGGCUAUAUCUAAUUUUGACAGUAACUUUAAAACUCUUGCAGGUUUCAUUUCGGUAAACUUAGGUAAUCUUCAGCAUAAUAUAGAUGCUGUAGGAAGAUUUUUGUUUUAGUCAGUUACUCGGCUAUUUAGUCCCCGGAUAGCCAUAAAGUUAUCGGCCGUUUUCUAAAGUUUACUCAUGCCAAAACAGCUAGGCUGCCCCGCCACUGCCCGGAAACGAGGUUUGAUUGGACAUUGGGGCAGUAUACCAUCGAAUCGAAUCCAUUAUAUCUUGGCUGCAUCUUUCAAAUAAUUAUGCAAAACGCCUGAUGAAGAAUUAGUCGGAGGAUUUGGGCCAAUCAGAAAAGGAGAAAUACUUUGAAUUAAUAAUGAUAAAGCUGCAGCCUGCGUGCUUAUGAGGGCAGGCGAUAUAAGCAUAAACAUAAAAGAAUGCCAAAUACACCAUUAAAAUACCAAACUUUUCCGCGCGAUUUGAUUACAGACACACUGUUGAUGUCGCAGAAAAUUUGCCUCCUAUAUUUUGCCCAAAUGGGGCACAGUGUGGAAAAGCAAGUGAUAAAGGAAUCGAAAUACCUAUAUCGCGCAGAAUAUCUGGACUAUAUUGAUUUUCCAUAAACAGCGCGAAGCAGCAAGUUAGAAUACCUUUGUGCUUUGAAAUAUCCUUGUUAAGAGAAUAACGCCCAAAUACGCACUCGCUAGGGUUGAACAAACCCUCCUGUUUUUAUCCGCGUUUACAUUUCAUUUGUUUCGUUGCAGACUUUCAGGUUCGCUUAAAUGGAUCCAACCUCUCUUCUGCGGGCACAAUAAAUGUGUUGUAUUAUGGAAUCUGGGGUGGUAUUCUUAGCCAUAAUGUUGACAUUCGUGUAGGUCACGUGGUUUGCCGCCAACUAGGAUAUUCUAGAGCUGAACGGAUUUUUAGGUACCCAUCGUUUGGGCGAGUGAUAGGCCCAUUGUGGAUAUGGAGCAUACAGUGUAAUGGCAACGAAAUAGAAAUAUCUCAGUGCAAAGUGGAAACUUGGGACAAAAUCUGGAAGACAUCAUGGUAUCACCGGCGUUAUUAUUAUAGAUAUUAUCAACAACGACCACGAAAUGCCGCUAGUUUGCUGUGUAGUAAAGAAAAUUCGAGCCUUUCAAAAGGUGAAUUACGGUGAUAAAUAUUUGAGAAAACAGCCUUCUUUUCCACUGCCGUUUUAAAAGGGGAUAGAAAAAUAAUUUCAUCCCCCGCCCAAAAAAAGAACAUUUUUACAUGUUCCUGGUCAUUUUCCAAAAAAUAUAUUAAGUUUAAGAUGAGACCUAAAAUCAAGUGGACGAAUAGCACAAAACAUCACAAAAGAUUGGCUUCUUCAAACUAAACAGCGAGCAAUGAUUUUCAGGCUGAAGGAAGAUAGUGGGAGAAGGGAGGGAGAUAUUGAGUGCCCAGAAAUGUCGUUGACCACAAAGCAUAGUUCGUAAGUGAUAAGGAAAUACCUUUGGAAAAGAAAUAACAAAUCAGGAUGGAUACAGAUGUUUCAACCUAAAAAAAAAAGCCAAAAUUCUUAAAUAAAUAGCUAUCUUCAGAAAGAAAAAACAAUUUCGCUGAUGAAACUUCUGCGAUGGAAGCAAAAGCUUCGAAUUUGAAAACGUUCUCUCCAAUGAAAUAACUCACAUUUUUCUUGGUUUUAAAAGUUUUAAAUUUGAGGCUUGCUGGUGCACCGAUCUCUAACGCUGGGCGAGUAGAAGUAUUAUAUGCUGGUGUGUGGGGUACGAUUCGUGGUCGGAAUUGGGAUUUCAAUGGUGCUCACGUGGUGUGUCGCCAGCUGGGAUACCCUGGAGCUAUAUUAUUUGGAAGCAGCAAUCAGUUUGGGAUCGGAAAUGGACCGUCGUGGUUUCAAAACGUGAGAUGUCUGGGGAAUGAAUCCAGUUUCGAAGAAUGUUCAAAAGAUAUCCUGGGGUACCCGAAUGGCGGCUACUUGUCAGUGGCAACGGUGCUGUGUAAAUCCAAACCCCAACCAGGUGAG
Porites evermanni is the source of this 9435-nucleotide messenger RNA. Lineage: Eukaryota; Metazoa; Cnidaria; Anthozoa; Scleractinia; Poritidae. The record is from the annotation of a GenBank genome assembly.